GACCAACUCGCCUUCAUAUAUAUCCACCCGUAGUCGGUGUAGACGACCUUAAGUUAACAGCUAAAUCUUAUGCUGACCAUCAAGCUCGUCGUUAUUGGGAACUCUGGUGUGGGGAAGACCAGUCUUCGAGGACAGUAUAUCUCUGGACGAUUUUCGACGGGGUAUAGGGCUACCAUUGGGGCUGAUUUUAUUACCAAGACGCUUCCUCACCCUACCAAUCCGAAGGAAACAGUGACACUCCAGAUCUGGGAUACAGCAGGACAAGAACGAUUUUCCUCGCUGUCAUCAGCAUUCUUUCGUGGCGCCGAUGCAGCUCUACUCAUGUACGACGUGAACCAACCCUCGAGUCUUCGCGCACUAGAUAAAUGGUGGGACGAAUUCUGCACGAAUGCACCUCUAGCGGAGGAGGACAUGGAGGAUUACUGCUGCGUCGUUGUCGGUAAUAAGAUGGACUUGGUCUCUCAGCAGGGCGAAGGCUCCUCUGGGCCAGCGGUUAGCGAAAGGGAGGCGUCAGAGAGUCCGACAAAUCGUCUGCGCCACAUACGCCACAUCACUCCGAACCCCCGCCUCAUCCCAUCACACACAUCUCUUUCGAUACCUCAGACUCAGACGACGUCAAUGCUUUGCCCAGUGGCCCUGCCUUUCCCGACACACCUGCCUCCGAAUCCAUCACCAUCACCCAUUCCCGCCAUCACCUUGCCAAACAACCAUCCAGGACACACAGCGCGCACUCGCAUCGCUCUGCAUUACCACCGGGAACCGUUGACACAAUAG
Molecule: messenger RNA, 774 nt
Organism: Stereum hirsutum FP-91666 SS1
Lineage: Eukaryota; Fungi; Basidiomycota; Agaricomycetes; Russulales; Stereaceae
Product: ras-domain-containing protein
Exons: 4
Coding region: 70-774 (234 amino acids)
Biological process (GO): regulation of vacuole fusion, non-autophagic
Cellular component (GO): late endosome; phagocytic vesicle; vacuole
Molecular function (GO): GTPase activity; GTP binding
Source: RefSeq, a predicted model, not a curated record